AUGGCCGACACGAGUCUGGACAACAUUGAUGCACAGUUGUCUGAGUUUGCCGCGGCUGGUUUCACCGUGGAGCAACACGAUGCGGUCGACGGCGACGUCGCAACGGGCCUGAAUCUGCCAACACGGCUGGAUCAGCCUCUCAAAGAACAUACUUAUUCUGAGAUGCCGUUCAUGAACUUUAACGUUCCUUCCACGGAUCAGUUGCCACCGCUCGACGUUCCAUUCAAUCCAUAUCGCACACCAAAUACUGCAGAUUACACUGUUGUCCCUAUUGUGAAAUUGCCCCCCGGUGGGAUCAGGCUUUACGAUUUUUUAUUUGGGAGUUUUUCGGGGGCUGGCCUUCCUCCGUUGCAUGUAUCUGGGGAUCCGUUCAGUAGCAAGGUAUCAGUGAGGAUCAGAUGGCCAGGCUAUCAGAACAUUCUUGCCAAGGACAAGCAGAUAAACAUCCGAAGGACGACUGCGAACAGUGAAUACGUGCAUACACAGAAGGUAUUGGAACAGAUCGCGAAGCUGUUCUGGAAUUUCAUGAAGGACGUUGAAAACGACGUGAUAAAUGUCGAAUGGGGUCUCCGUCCUAACGGCGCCAUUGGUUUCAACCAUAUUUUCCUGCAGCAGAUACUCAGGGUUGCUCACGGUAGUAUCCAGCCGGUGUUUUCUUGCCAGAGGUUCAAGUAAGAGGCGGAACUGCCUGCUCACUGGGAUCGUCCAUUUUUAGAUAUUUGAUUUUGCCU
Molecule: messenger RNA, 731 nt
Organism: Laetiporus sulphureus 93-53
Lineage: Eukaryota; Fungi; Basidiomycota; Agaricomycetes; Polyporales; Laetiporaceae
Exons: 5
Coding region: 1-675 (224 amino acids)
Source: RefSeq, a predicted model, not a curated record